Phytophthora sojae is the source of this 389-nucleotide messenger RNA. RefSeq lists its product as hypothetical. The transcript has a single exon. The annotation marks the transcript as partial. Gene Ontology annotation, cellular component: membrane. NCBI's taxonomy places the organism in Eukaryota, Oomycota, Peronosporomycetes, Peronosporales, Peronosporaceae. Gene Ontology annotation, molecular function: hexose transmembrane transporter activity. Gene Ontology annotation, biological process: monosaccharide transmembrane transport. The record is from RefSeq and is a predicted model, not a curated record.
AUGAUCCUGUGCGGCAUCGCCGGCAUGUUCGUCAUGGCCGUGCUCAUGACGGUGGCGUUCCUCGUGGACGUGCCGGCGCUGUCCAUCGUCUUCACGGCGCUGUACGUGAUCGCGUUCGGCGUGACGCUGGGGCCGCUCGUGUGGGUCAUCACGGCCGACCUGUUCCCGGACUCGGUGCGCGCCACGGCCACGUCCAUCGGCAUCGGCGCCAACUGGCUGUGCAACUUGAUCGUCGGCGUGGCGUACCCGUACAUCGCGGACGCGCUGGACGACUACAGCUAUCUUCCGUUCAUCGUGCUGCUGGCCAUCUUCUUCCUGCUGUCGCUGAAGCUGGUGCCGGAGACGUCCAACAAGUCUGCGGACGAGGUGCAGCGCGAGUACGAGGAGCG